AUGUCUCAAUCUAUAUCUUUCCUUCCGCCUCCCAGAUCGUUGGCUACGUCGUACGACCGUACUAAGCUGGCUGCCAACCAACCAGCUCGCGAAAUCCCUAGAACAUUCAAGGACGCCAUGACCAUUCGCGAGCGUGUCUACGUCGAGGAGCAAAAAGUGCCUCUCGAAAACGAAUUCGACGACGACGAUCCACGCAGCUUUCACUGGGUCGUAUAUGUCUCCCACGGCGCCUCGCCUGGAUCCGAGGGUACCCCUGCUACCGGUUCCAAGUCCGCGCCGCCCCAAAGCGAGCACCGCCAGAGCGACCCGACCGCCAACCGCGUCGCCGUUGGCACCAUUCGCCUUGUCCCACCACCCCAUCCGCCGCAUCCUGCGUCCGCCGACGCGCACAAGCCUGGCAGCUCUCCACCCACCGAGAAUACGCAUGCCAUUGGACCGUACAUCAAGCUCGGUCGUCUGGCCGUGCUCCCAGCGUACCGCAAGCUGAAGCUAGCUGCGCUGCUGGUGCGCACAGCGCUGGACUGGGCUGCCCAGAAUGGCUACCAGGUCUUAAGUCCGCCACGCGUCAAAGAGAUCGGGCUGGUCGACGUUGAGAGCCCCGCAGCUGAUCUUGAGUCUUGGGAUGGUCUGGCUCUCGUGCAUGCCCAGAGUUGGCUUGAAGGGUUCUGGGGCAAAUUUGGGUUUGUUAAAGACGAGGAGAUGGGAGAAUGGGAUGAGGAAGGCAUUGUUCAUUGUGGCAUGUGGUUGAAGUUGAAGCUGCAUUGA
This is a messenger RNA of Lasiodiplodia theobromae, 765 nucleotides long. Its product is annotated as Acyl-n-acyltransferase. The transcript has a single exon. Gene Ontology annotation, molecular function: acyltransferase activity, transferring groups other than amino-acyl groups. Lineage: Eukaryota; Fungi; Ascomycota; Dothideomycetes; Botryosphaeriales; Botryosphaeriaceae. The record is from RefSeq and is a predicted model, not a curated record. The coding region runs from base 1 to 765 and encodes 254 amino acids.